Chenopodium quinoa (quinoa) is the source of this 2109-nucleotide messenger RNA. RefSeq names its product AT-hook motif nuclear-localized protein 22-like. The transcript has 2 exons. NCBI's taxonomy places the organism in Eukaryota, Viridiplantae, Streptophyta, Magnoliopsida, Caryophyllales, Amaranthaceae. Gene Ontology annotation, molecular function: minor groove of adenine-thymine-rich DNA binding; DNA-binding transcription factor activity. Gene Ontology annotation, cellular component: nucleus. Bases 625 to 1572 code for a protein of 315 amino acids. Gene Ontology annotation, biological process: vegetative to reproductive phase transition of meristem. The record is from RefSeq and is a predicted model, not a curated record.
GUAAAAUGAUGCUAAUUAAGACUAUAAAUAAGUUGUAAUUUCAAGCCAUCAAUUUAUUUGUAAAAUGGAAAAAAAGAAAGUCAAACAAUCUAACAAAAGAAGAAAAAAUCUAGUAAAAUGAACAAAAUCAAAAAGAGGCAAAUAAAACCUACAAGAGGAGGAUAUAGUUGAAUGAUGGUUUAGAAACUAUUGGCCUAUACACUCUCAUGAUACAACUGACAUAGACAGCAAUAUUAUUAGAGAAGAAAAGAGGGAGGCGCAAGACUUGAAAUUAAAUGGACCCCAUUUAUUCUUUACCCUUUUUUUUUAUUAUUUUUUUUUAUUUAUUUUUUUAUAUUUACCAAAAACCCAACCUCCCCAUCAUAUCAUUAACUCAUUUCUCUCUUCCUCCUCUCUUCAUCUAACCCUAACCACCUCUCUCCCAAAAACACCCAUACUCCCUUCAUCCUUCCAUUUCUCUUCUCAAAUCUUCAUCUUCUCUAGCCAAUCCAUUCGGUUCCGUUUCGGAUCGAUUAUUGUAUAUUAUUGCUCCUUUCAGACUUGAGUACCUAGCUACAAUUUUCAACUUCAAAUACUAUGUUCUUAACAAGUUGAUCUAGCUAGGUAGGCUUGAGUAAUAGUUGGAUGAAUAUGGACCCGAUUUCGGCAUCGGCACAUGGGCACUCACUUCCACCUCCUUUCCAUCUCCACCCCCACCAAUUCCACCAACUCCAACCUCAGAACAACUCCGAAUCUGAACUCUCCCCCCGCCUCGGCGGGGUUGGUAAACGAGAGCGAGACGAUGAUACUACGAGCACCACCGAUAAUACCGGCACCGACAACCAAGAUUCCAAAGAUGGAGGUGGAGAUCAUCAUAAUAUGAUGACGAGGCGGCCGAGGGGAAGACCUGCUGGGUCUAAGAACAAGCCUAAGCCGCCUAUCAUCAUUACUCGAGAUAGCGCUAACGCGCUCCGAACUCAUGUUAUGGAGGUGUCCGAUGGUUGUGACAUAAUGGAAAGUGUUGCUACCUUUGCUCGCCUUCGACAGCGAGGUGUAUGUAUUCUUAGUGGAACUGGGACAGUUGCUAAUGUGACUAUACGCCAGCCGGGUUCGACCUCUAGUGGCAACGGCGGUCCUCCCGCCGUUGUCACGCUCCACGGGAGGUUCGAGAUCUUAUCAUUGGCAGGGUCGUUUCUUCCACCUCCUGCUCCGCCCGCUGCUACGGGGCUUAGCAUAUACUUAGCGGGCGGGCAGGGACAAGUUGUGGGUGGUAGUGUGGUGGGGCAAUUGUUGGCUUCUGGUCCUGUUGUUAUUAUGGCUGCUUCUUUUAGCAAUGCUGCUUAUGAAAGAUUGCCCUUAGAAGAAGACCAAGAAGGCGGUGGGCCUAUGGGAGGAAUGCAAGGUGGUGGAGGUCAACUUGGCGGCGGUGGUGGUGGUAUGGAUCAUCAAGGGAUGCCGCCGUCAGCUCAGCAGUUGCUUGGAAACGAUCCAAACGGAGGGGCCGGGUUGUUCCAAGGGAUGCCGCCUAAUCUGCUUAACUCCGUCCAAAUGCCUCCGGAGGGGUAUUGGGGCUCUGGCCGACCUCCAUUUUAAAUAUUCCCUGCAGCUGGAAAUAUUUAUCUGUAAUUUGAACCGCAAAUGUGACAACUAAUUGUGGAUGGGGGUGCUGGUCACGUGAUGAACGCAAUGCAAGGACGGUGCAAUACAAUGAAUGAAUCACCAAGAAAAGAAAGGUCAGUCAAGUAUUUCGCUUGGAGAAAACUCUUUGGUUAAUUGUUGGUAGUGCAAGCUAAGUAGCUAUCAAGAGGUUCAUUUUAGGAAUUUUUCUUUUUUUUACUUUUCAAAUUUUACUUACAUUGUAGGUAGAAGAUGAGUGCUGAUCGAUGAGAAAAAACUGUUAAUUGCCAUGUGUUUUUAAUUUUAUUUUUGUUUCUUUUUGGGGAGAUUUAGGUUUGGUGCACCCAUUGCUGCAAUUUUUUUCUCCUUACUUUUAAGUUGAUGGUAGUUUGUUGGUCAUUGAAGUUGGUGUUUAAUUAUUUUUGUGAGAUUGCAUGAUGCUUUUAUUAAUUUUGAUUGAGGAUGAUAUAUCAAUGUACAUUGUUAUUCAUUGGAAAUUAUUCUUGGUCCAAA